AAAAAAAUCCCGCCAGCGCGAAACAGAUGGGAAGGCAUCCGCGGAAUUUGCGACCGUUACCGUCCAGUGAAUAACCGUCAAAACUUAACGGACACCGACAAGAAGUUGAGCUCGUCCGGAAGACUUCUGGACUGAGAACUUGAGGACAUUUCACGCUUGUUCACGACUGGAAAAGGGCAGGUGGGCCAUGCCAUUCGGCUGUUUAAAACCUGGGGAGAAGAAGGACUACAACAGUCCUACAGAAAUCACAGACAAAUAUGAUCUGGGGCAAAUUGUUAAAUCGGAGGAGUUCUGUGAGAUAUUCAGGGCGAAAGAUAAAAACACACUGAAAAUGUACACCUGCAAAAAAUUCCUGAAGAAAGAUGGAAGAAAGGUGCGGAAGGCUGCCAAAAAUGAGAUUGUCAUCCUAAAGAUGGUCAAACACCCCAACAUUCUCCAGCUGGUGGAUGUAUAUGAGACCCGGAAAGAGUACUACCUCUUCUUGGAGCUAGCCACAGGUCGGGAGGUGUUCGACUGGAUUCUGGAUCAAGGCUAUUAUUCCGAGAGGGACACCAGUAAUGUUAUCAGACAGGUGAUGGAGGCGGUGGCGUACCUGCACAGCCUGAAGAUCGUCCACAGGAACCUUAAGCUUGAGAAUCUGGUGUACUACAACCGACUGAAACAUUCGAAAAUAGUCAUCAGUGAUUUCCAUCUGGCAAAACUGGAGAAUGGACUCAUCAAGGAGCCCUGUGGAACCCCUGAGUAUCUGGCCCCAGAGGUUGUUGGAAGACAGAGAUAUGGUCGACCUGUGGACUGCUGGGCCCUUGGUGUGAUCAUGUACAUACUGCUCUCUGGAAAUCCUCCAUUUUACGAUGAAGCAGAUGAUGAUGACUAUGAAAACCAUGACAAAAACCUCUUCCGGAAGAUUCUUGCUGGAGAUUAUGAGUUUGACUCACCUUACUGGGAUGAAAUCUCAGACUCUGCUAAAAACUUAGUGUCACGUCUUAUGGAGGUGGACCAGGACCAGAGACUGACUGCACAAGAAGCCAUCAACCAUGAAUGGAUAUCAGGAAAUGCUGCAUCAGACAAGAACAUCAAAGAAAACGUGUGCGCUCAAAUUGAGAAGAAUUUCGCCAAAGCAAAGUGGAAGAAAGCGGUGCGGGUCACAACCAUGAUGAAGCGUCUCCGGGCACCAGAGAAUCAGACAGCAGCAGCAACAGCACCUGCAGCAGAAGCUGCUGCAGCAUCUCCCAGUGAAGCCGAUCCUGCAGCUGGAGCUCAGGAAACCCCUCAAGCUGCAUCAGAGGCCUCCACAGCCCCGUCCAGUACUGCUGAAAGCCUCUCGGCAAGCAUAGAAGUCCCUGCCGUGGAACCUGCCAAUGCAGAAGCAGCGAGCGCAGCCGUCCAGCCGCCAGCUGAGCCUGUUGUCCACGUCCCAGAGCCCGAACAGCCCGUUCCCACAUCACGAUGCAACGGAGAGGCUUCAGCUUUGGACACAGUGGAGGAGCAGAGCGGCUAAUCUUGCUAACUCUACCACCCUGGGUUAGACCCACACACACACAUGUACAUAUGCAGCAAGCAUGCUAAUACUGAAGAUUCCGCAGCACAUAGCAUUAAACACGCUCUCUCACGAGCCGACAAUUUCCCAGCAUACAUCUGUUUUCUAUUGAAUCACAAAGCUGUGACGCAACGGCUCCGGCCACUUUAUGUAAAA
This is a messenger RNA of Danio rerio (zebrafish), 1693 nucleotides long. It is a transcript of the gene camkvb, whose product is annotated as CaM kinase-like vesicle-associated b. Lineage: Eukaryota; Metazoa; Chordata; Actinopteri; Cypriniformes; Danionidae. Gene Ontology annotation, cellular component: synapse; cytoplasmic vesicle membrane. Gene Ontology annotation, molecular function: ATP binding. The record is from RefSeq and is marked provisional.